This is a messenger RNA of Aureobasidium namibiae CBS 147.97, 603 nucleotides long. Its product is annotated as ribosomal biogenesis regulatory protein. The transcript has a single exon. Gene Ontology annotation, molecular function: protein binding. Bases 1 to 603 code for a protein of 200 amino acids. The record is from RefSeq and is a predicted model, not a curated record. Gene Ontology annotation, cellular component: nucleus; nucleolus; preribosome, large subunit precursor. Gene Ontology annotation, biological process: ribosomal large subunit biogenesis; ribosomal large subunit export from nucleus; ribosome biogenesis. Lineage: Eukaryota; Fungi; Ascomycota; Dothideomycetes; Dothideales; Saccotheciaceae.
AUGCAGAUCGAUUCAGACGUCACCGCAGGCUCCAAGCCUCGCCUCCCCGUCGCCGUCAACAAGCCCAUUCCCUACACCUUCGACCUGGGCAACCUCCUCUGCAACGACACCAACCCUCUCCCCGUCGUGAGCCAGAUCCAAGAAGCCGACAUCAAAACCGCCGCCCGCGAUUGCGCUCAAGCCCUCAUCAACCAACUCCUCUCCACCUGCCCCAUCACAAAAUCCGACGACAGCACCAGCGUCACCCUCGGCCUACCCACCCCCACCACCCACCUGCCCCGCGAGAAGCGCGUGCCCGAGGAAAAGCCAAAGACCAAGUGGCAAGAGUUUGCCGCCAAGAAGGGCAUCAAGGACAAGAAGCGCGACGGCAAGUUGGUCUACGAUCAAGCCUCUGGCGAGUGGUUGCCCAAGUACGGAUACAAGGGCAAGAACAAGGAUGGCGAGAAUGACUGGUUGGUCGAGGUUGAUGAGAAGAAGACGAGAAAGGAUGGUGCUGAGCAUGAUGCUAGAAAGGAGAGAAGAGAGGAGAGAGUUGAGCGUGUCAAGCGCAACGAGAGGAGGGAGCGCGCCAAUGAGCGCAGAAACCAGCAAAACAAGUCAUGA